This is a messenger RNA of Momordica charantia (bitter melon), 3106 nucleotides long. Its product is annotated as cyclic nucleotide-gated ion channel 1. Gene Ontology annotation, biological process: transmembrane transport; monoatomic ion transport. Gene Ontology annotation, molecular function: monoatomic ion channel activity. Gene Ontology annotation, cellular component: membrane. Lineage: Eukaryota; Viridiplantae; Streptophyta; Magnoliopsida; Cucurbitales; Cucurbitaceae. The record is from RefSeq and is a predicted model, not a curated record.
UAGCUUCAUUUUCAUCUCUGAAAUAGCUCGGCUUCAACUUCAAGCGUAUCGUCGAUCCAGCCUACAAAGAAGUUUUAGCGCCUGCUGUUGUCGUUAUGGAAUCGCCAGUUGUGGAGAUGUCGAUGCAUGCUCUUUCUAUAAAUCCGCCCAGAAGGAGUCCAUCUCAUCAACAAAAGCUGCAGCAGGAAGGAACCUGAAUCAAUGGCGUCUGCUGUGCUGCCGAGAAACAAGUAAUAACUGCGUUGUCCGCAAGAAUGCAAAGACGGCGACGCACGCUUAUUGAAAAGGAUUGAUUCCGUCGCUGUUGUUGAAAUUUCAAACCCAAUACUCGUCGAAAUUAAAGAUUUAAACCAGUGUGGAUAUAGGUCGUCGAUCGUUGGAUCCCUAUCCUUUGAGUCAACCAUACAGAUACUGUAUACAUGUCCGGCCCCCCAUGAGAAUUGAGAAUUAAUUUUGAAACCCCUAAUUAAUACUAGGCGCUUCUAUUACCAUACAAUAUUUCUCUUUCUUCCUCCUCCUCCGUCUACUCUGAAUUGACAACGCCUUGUAUGGCAGAGGAAGAAUUCAGAUCUUCGAGUUAAUGUUCUGUAUAUGGACCACAUGGGCAUGGUUCACAUUCACGUUUACCAACCAAGGGGGACGACUUGAAGCCUUGUAUUUGCUUGAGUCAGCGUAGGUACUGGAGGAUGCUGCUAUAAGGAUAGUCGUCCUGUGCCCAGUAAGAAAGAGCUCGCUAUGAAUGGUGGAGAAGAUGAUGCCAUACGGAUUCAGUCUUCCUCUAGUGAGCAGAAGAAUGAGAACCUUUCCUCCCAGUCUAUGGGUUCAGUGGGACCGACUCCGAGAAGAUUUGAGUCUUCUUAUAAUACAGUUACGAGUUUCGGAAAUAUUAAUUUUGAUGAUGAAUUAAAGAGUAAAGGCUUAAGCUCCAUAAAAAAGUCUAUUGAAGGAAACGUGCUACUCCUUCAUUUGUGGAAUGAUGUACUUUUCACGUUGUGUGUAACUGCAACCUUACUGGACCCUUUGUUCUGUUACAUCCUAGUAGUUCGUGAAGAGACAAAUUGUAUUCGGUUUGACAAGAAGUUGAGGUUGACGGCUGUGGUUCUGCGUUCACUCAUUGAUUUGGGCUACAUAAUUCUCAUCAUCUUUCAUUUUCGUAUUGGUUAUAUUCCAUCUUAUGAUGCAAAUAAUGGAAGACUUUGCACAAGAGUGAGGAGAUAUCUUUUAUCUUACUUUACGGUUGACAUUCUUGCAGUGCUUCCUCUCCCACAGGUGGUGAUUUUAUUUGUCGUUCGAGCAACAAAAGGUUCUCAUUUUUUAAUCGCUAUUAGGUCAUUGAAACUUGUUCUUAUAGUUCAAUAUUUGCCAAGGGUCUUUCGAGUAUACUCAUUCUUAAAGAAAGUGAGAUGGAGUUCUGGCAUUUUGCCCAAUUCUGCUGGGGCCAAAGCUGUAUACAAUCUCUUACUGUAUAUGCUUGCGAGUCAUGUCUUUGGAGCCUUUUGGUACUUGUUUUCUGUUGAGCGCAGAGCAACUUGCUUGCAAGAAAGGUGUCAUAGUCAUCCAUAUUGCCCUCGGAAUUAUAAUAACAGCUCUGUUGAGAAAUUGUGCAUGGAUGCUUGCCCAUCAAAUUCAUCAUCAAAUGACACAGCAGCUUUCAAUUAUGGAAUAUUUGAUGAUGCCUUUAAGUCUGGUGUCGUCUAUUCAACUGAUUUCAUAUGGAAAUUAACUUACUGUUACUGGUGGGGUCUGCAGAGUUUAAGUUCUUUGGGUCAAGGCCUCAAAACUAGUAAGCAUAUAUGGGAAGUUUACUUUGCAGUCUCCAUUACCAUCUCUGGCUUGAUAUUAUUUGCACUUCUAAUAGGAAAUUUGCAGACAUUUCUGCAGGCAACUAUUGCAAGAUUGGAGGAAAUGAGAUUGAAGGGGCAAGAUAUUGAACUGUGGAUGGCCUACCAUUCACUCCCACGUGAUCUAAGAAGGCGGAUCAAACGAUAUGAGAAGUAUCGAUGGCGGAAAACCAGAGGUGUUGAUGUCGAGAACAUUCUCCAUAAUCUUCCUAGAGAUCUUAGAAGGGACACAACAAGACAUCUUUGCUUCCGUGCAAUCAAAAGUGUCUCAUUAUUUCAAAACACGGAUGAGAAGUUCUUGGAUGCAGUCUAUGGUUAUUUGAAGCCUACACUAUACAUUGAGCAUAACUUCAUCGUUCGUGAAGGCGAACCGCUAGACGAGAUGAUCUUCAUUAUUCAUGGCAAGUUAUGGAUCUAUUCCAAUUCCAACAGGGAUGGUGAAACAUCAAGUUCGUCUGGGAGCCUUGAAAAGGGUGAUUUCUUUGGAGAAGACCUUUUAGAAUGGGUAUUGAAAGAUCCACUUUUGUCCACUGUCCCCAUAUCCACAAAAACUGUCUCUACACACACCAAAGUAGAAGCAUUUGUUCUAAGCGCAAAUGAUCUGAAGCAUGUGGUCUCCAAAUUCUGGUGGCUUUUCAGUCGAGAGCUUAGAAACGAUCCCAACUUUAAAGAGCGGUUCGCGCCAUGGGCUGCUAUUGUGUUGCAAGCUGCGUGGCGCCGUUACUUCAGGAGCAAGCGCGAAAAGGAGAAUUCUCAGUUAGCCUUAGCUACUGAAAGUGGGAAUUCACAGCCUUCAAUCACCACAGCCGUUCAUGCCUCUAGAUUCAUUACUCGUGCAUUACAUGCUUUAAAUCGGAGACGAAAAAGAAGAGAUGACAGCAGUGACUUGCCACUUGCCAGAACGUAGCAACGCCUGAGAAGAUUUAUUUCAUUUGUAGUAAUUCUUUGUGGGUAUGUAAUAUUCCCUCUGGAGCGCGAGCGCGAGCACAAACGCUUAACUUGACAUACAUUAUUCUUAUUUGAAGCCACGAGUUUAGUGGGGAAACUGUGUUACAUUUCAAGAUCUCUUUGUUUUGAGUAAGCGUUUAAUAUGGUGAACUGUGAAAAUUGUCUUUAGUCUUUUGAAUAGUUUCUUGUGCUCAUGGAGAGAACCCAGUGUGUGUUGAACCAUUUGAAAAUCUGGGAUAUGUUUGUUGAAUGAGCUACUAUACAUUUUCGCUUCAAACCAACAGACACAGACAACUAUGCUGUUAUGUAAAAACUCA